GGUGAAUGGGUGUAUGUAAGGUUUGGUUUUUGACCCGGAAAUACAUUCAUUUCUCUCGGCUACACGUGUGAAGUCCAGCUUCGUCCGGUUCCGUGGUGUCAAAAACAUGGGGAAGUCCAAGCAGACAGGGAGCCACAAGAAGAAGAAUCCCGGGAAGCUGUGGAAGACAAAGCGCAGGACUAAAGACCUGGACCAGAUCCACACAGACAUGAAGGCUGAGACCGCGUCCAAGCUGCUGAACCAGGAGGUGGACUUCGACGUGACAGGAUGUGCGCAACACUACUGUUUACACUGCGCGAGAUAUUUCGUGGACAUGAAAGCCUUGAAGGAGCACUUUAAAACUAAAGUGCACAAGAAACGGCUGAAAGAGCUCAGAGAGGAGCCUUACACCCAGGCAGAGGCAGACAGAGCAGCCGGAAUGGGAUCCUACAUCGCUCCAAAAGUUGUUGAAGUGAAGACACAGCAGGUGGAAGAGGACAUGGAUUGACGAACUGUGCAGACAACAUAUUAUGAACCGAUUUAUCUCUGAGUCACGGAAUCCAAAUCCCCCGCUGUCUCAGUCUUCAGGCGCAUUUUUAAAUGCGUCCUUUUUGUGACGAGACACAUUUCUCUCUGGAACUGGCUGUGAAACCUCUGGGUAUCACCAGUAUCAGGAAAACGUUACUCUACCUACACUGGGUGGUGCGACGCAAACAAAACACCUGUGUAAAUAGUAAUUGUCUAUGUAACCGUGUGGAUUUAGUCAGAUUGUAUUUAUACAACACACCACACAGUGGUUGGAGGGAAGUUUUGAGGAGGUUAUGAUUAAUAAAAGUGCAACAAAAUGGCUUUCACAGAAAA
Messenger RNA from Solea senegalensis (Senegalese sole), 840 nucleotides. It is a transcript of the gene znf593, whose product is annotated as zinc finger protein 593. Gene Ontology annotation, molecular function: zinc ion binding; nucleic acid binding. The record is from RefSeq and is a predicted model, not a curated record. The transcript is spliced from 4 exons. Lineage: Eukaryota; Metazoa; Chordata; Actinopteri; Pleuronectiformes; Soleidae. The coding region runs from base 107 to 487 and encodes 126 amino acids.